This is a messenger RNA of Medioppia subpectinata, 3391 nucleotides long. Lineage: Eukaryota; Metazoa; Arthropoda; Arachnida; Sarcoptiformes; Oppiidae. The record is from the annotation of a GenBank genome assembly.
GACGACGCGUGGAAAAUAUACUUUGAAUACCCGGCGCGAGAAAUUGUUGACGAGUUUGCGAUGAGAUAUGGCAUCGAAUCUAUAUACCAGGCCAUGACACACUUUCACUGUUUGUCCACCAAAUACUUAUGUCAAGGCGUUCCGGCUGUGAUGAGCACAUUGUUGGCCAACAUUAACGCAUACUAUGCACAUACGGCCGCCUCAUCUGCCGUCUCUGCCAGUGAUCGCUUCGCCGCCUCUAAUUUUGGGAAAGAGAAAUUCGUUAAACUUUUGGAUCAAUUGCAUAAUUCUCUUCGAAUAGACUUAUCCAUGUAUAGGAACAACUUCCCCGCGUCAACACCUGAGAAACUACAGGAUCUAAAGUCAACCGUAGAUUUGUUGACAAGAGCUGUCGAGCCCUCCGCGUGCGAGUACUGUAGUGAAGGAUUGCGAACAUUGUUGGCCAACAUUAACGCAUACUAUGCACAUACGGCCGCCUCAUCUGCCGUCUCUGCCAGUGAUCGCUUCGCCGCCUCUAAUUUUGGGAAAGAGAAAUUCGUUAAACUUUUGGAUCAAUUGCAUAAUUCUCUUCGGAUAGACUUAUCCAUGUAUAGGAACAACUUCCCCGCUAGUUGUGGACUCUUUGAUGUCCUAGAUUUCAGUUGGCAUCUAAACAACUGUUCAUAUUGCCUACUUUCAUGUCCUCGACAGCUCGGGAGGCGCACGCUCAUGACAUCACUUCCUAACGCCCAAAGCCUGUCUUCGAUCGACUUAUCAAUUCUUAACUGCACUGAACUCUACGGAAGAGAAUUCCAAACGGAUCCCAACGAGAAGAAAGACGAUAAGGACGAACACGGGCCCAGCCUUCAGAACCUCGACUUCUGGCAUCGAUUAGUCGCUCUUAUGGUUUCCGUUAUAGAAGAGGAUAAGAAUAGCUAUUCUCCUGUUUUAAAUCAAUUUCCACAAGAGUUGAAUAUCGGGCACUUGAGUGCGGCCACGAUGUGGAGUCUCUUCGCGGUGGACAUGAAGUACGCGCUCGAAGAACACGAACAAAACAGGUUCUGCAGAAGUUCUGCUUAUAUGAACCUCCACUUCAAAGUCAAGUGGUUUUAUAACACGUAUUGUAAAGAUGUGCCACAAUUCAAAGCCACAGUUCCUGAAUAUCCCGCAUGGUUUGAACCAUUUGUGAUGCAAUGGCUCAACGAGAACGACGACGUCUCCCUUGAAUACCUAAACAGUGCCUUUUUGAGAGAUAAAAAGGAUGGGUUCCAACAAAGUUCCGAACACUCGCUCUUCUCCAACUCAGUGGUCGAUGUGUUCACUCAAUUAACCCAAUGUUUUGAUGUGAUCAGUAAACUCGAGUGUCCCGACCCUGAGAUCGUUAAACGAUAUAUGAAACGAUUCGCGAAGACUAUUGUCAAAGUUACAGUGGUCGAUGUGUUCACUCAAUUAACCCAAUGUUUUGAUGUGAUCAGUAAACUCGAGUGUCCCGACCCUGAGAUCGUUAAACGAUAUAUGAAACGAUUCGCGAAGACUAUUGUCAAAGUGUUAGUGGCGUACGCGGACAUCGGCAAGAAGGAGUUUCACAACUAUGUCGGACAAGAAAAAACUGCCUGUAUAUUAAUGAAUAAUAUUCAACAAUUGAGAGUACAAUUAGAAAAGAUGUUUGAGUCGAUGGGCGGAGAAAAACUGGAGACGGAUGCGGCAAAUAUUCUUAAAGAAUUACAACAGACUUUGAAUUCAGUUCUCGACGAUUUGAGCGCAGUAUUUGCCACGAGUACAAUUCAAUUGUAUGUAAUUUGUAUUGCAAUCACAGUUACAGUGGUCGAUGUGUUCACUCAAUUAACCCAAUGUUUUGAUGUGAUCAGUAAACUCGAGUGUCCCGACCCUGAGAUCGUUAAACGAUAUAUGAAACGAUUCGCGAAGACUAUUGUCAAAGUGUUAGUAGCGUAUGCAGACAUCGGCAAAAAGGAGUUCCACAACUAUGUCGGACAAGAAAAAACUGCCUGUAUAUUAAUGAACAAUAUUCAACAAUUGAGAGUACAAUUAGAAAAGAUGUUUGAGUCGAUGGGCGGAGAAAAACUGGAGACGGAUGCGGCAAAUAUUCUCAAAGAAUUACAACAGACUUUGAAUUCAGUUCUCGACGAUUUGAGCGCAGUAUUUGCCACGAGUUUGGAGGGAACUAUCAAACAAAGUGUACACGAACUGGGAUGUCUAUUGACUUCAAUAAAGGGUUCGUCCGGCAGUUCAAACCAAGCAAACCAAGCGCUUCGCAAUAGUGGCGAAGUGGCGGCCGAUGCCGACCAUAUACUACAUCCGCUGAUGGAUCUGUUGGACGGAAAGCUUUCAAUGUUCGCUCAAUUCUGUGAAAGAACUGUUCUGAAGAGACUCCUCAAAGAACUUUGGAAGAUAGUUAUGCAUACAUUAGAGAAGUCCAUUGUAUUGCCACCAAUGACUGAGAAGAAUGUCAUUCUCCAGAACCUGCCGAACGCCAAAAUUGAAGACGUGUCGCGACUUUUCAGAAAUCAUAAGAAUCUGAGUCCAAAACAGUGUGCAGUUCUUGACAUCGCUUUGGAGACAAUUAAGCAAUACUUUCACGCGGGAGGCAAUGGUUUGAAGAAGACAUUCCUGGAAAAGAGCAGUGAAUUACAGUCAUUGCGAUACGCGCUGUCCUUAUAUACACAAACCACUGACGCUCUAAUCAAAACUUUUGUCACCACUCAAACCAAACAAGAUUUGCCGACACAAGAAGAUGGACCGGUGGGUGAUGUGUCCAUACAAGUGGAUCUAUUCACACAUCCGGGAACGGGUGAACAUAAGAUUACUGUCAAAGUUGUGGCCUGUAAUGAGCUCAAGUGGCCGAACACCAGUAUGUUUAGGCCGUUUGUUGAGACGAUUAUGAUUGGUCCAAAUCUGAGCGAUAAGAAGAGAAAGUUUGCGACCAAAUCCAAGAAUAACAAUUGGUCCCCAAAAUACAAUGAAACCUUCCAUUUCAUAAUAGGCAACGAAGAGGAGCCGACGUCCUUCGAGCUGCACAUUGCGGUGAAAGACUACUGUUUCGCUCGAGACGACCGACUGGUUGGGGCGGCGAUCAUGCAGUUGCGUGACAUCAUAGAGCAGGGCUCGUGCGCGUGUUGGCUGCCAUUGGGCCGACGGGUGCACAUGGAUGAGACGGGUUGGACAAUAUUGCGGAUACUGUCGCAGCGAUCUAACGAUGAGGUCGCGCGAGAGUUCGUCAAACUCAAGUCAGACGUAAGAAACGACGAGAACAUCGCAGAGACAACACAAAAACAACCGCCACAACAGCCGAACCCAACCCAACAAUAACCUCAUUAUCGACUCCAGACAUGCUCUUAAUUAUCACAGAAUUUGUAUCCAUUCAACAAAUUGUGUCAUUAAUUAUUUCAAUAAU